AUUUUCUUAAACUUUGUGCACUAUUAUAAAACAUCAAGUAUUAUGAAACAGAGAGAGUAGUAUUCCCUAUAUUACUCGUACAACUGUACAAGAGACGUGAGAGUGAGACAAACAAAAGGCCAAACCUACUCAUCAUUAUAUAGUUUUAAUAUUUACCUCUUUUUUUUAGACUACGAAUAUUUACCUAUUUUGGAAUCGAUUUAACAGCUAGUCAAAUCAUAUUCCUUCUGUCAGAUUAUCAAGAAUUUUUAAAUUUGGAAUUCGUCAAAUUAUUUUCUGGAGAGAAUAAAUUUUAAUUUUAUUCAGUAAUUGCCGUUAAUGAUAUAAUAAAACAAAGAAAAGAAAAUCAGUAAUUAAUAAGAAAAUAAUAUCAGUAAUUAUUUUGAGGUUGGUGUAAAUGACGUGAGGAUAAGAUAGGCUAAACCUAGCCUACAUGUAUCUCAGCCGUUCAAAUUUAUCUGACAUCAAUUUCACGAAGAUCAACGGUGGUAAUUUUCUCUUGAAUACGACAGUAGUGGAUAUAUUACCAAAUUAAUUACCCUCCAACUGUUAAAAUAAGAAAAGAAACUAAAAUAGGAAAUAAUUAACUUUUCUAUGAUAAAAUACUUUCCUUUAUAAUCAAAAAAAUUGUAUACAAUUUUAGCAAAAAAAAAAAUUGUAUACAAGCCCUAAAGCGGCAUUUUUUCUUCUCGUUCAAAUUUCAAAUUAGAGAAAAACAAAUCAAAUGUCUAUAUAGGACGAUCAGACCUUCGCGAAGGUUCUAUAAUCAUACUAACGCUUUAGCUAUUUAUAUGGAUGCAACAAAUCACAAAACAAAUCAGAGAAAAACAAAUCAAAUGGCUCCAACGAUCAAAUUCAUGGGGGAAGGCAAGUCUCACCAAGUCUACUUCAUCAACUUCUUUGGACAAAACUUGGAUGCCACCUACACUCCCUCCGUCAUCAGGCGGUGGAUCCGAGACGUCGUCUACCGUCACCGUCGUUCGCGUUGUUCACACCCUCUCGUCGUUGGAGUCGGCGUUCAGUGGACACCGUCAUGGUACUUCUCACCACCGGCGUACGACCGUGCAGCGGACACUCUCCAGUUAUGCGUGGGAACAUCAGUUCUCAUCGUCCAGCUCUCUUACUGUCAGCGCGUCCCCAACAUCCUUCGACGUUUCCUCACGAAUCCCGACACGACUUUUGUCGGUUUCUGGAACAGCCAAGACGUGAGAAAGCUGGAAAUAACGAGACACCGGUUGGAGAUUGGAGAGCUUCUUGAUGUAAGGAAGUACCUUGCAGAUCAACAAGGUAGGAGUCUGAGGGGUCGUUCGUUUGAGGGGAUUGUUGAGGAAUGUAUGGGGCUUGAAGGAGUGAGGCUAGAUCGGAAGAUAAGCAAGAGUGAUUGGAGUGUUGACUACCUCAGCAAAGAGCAGUUAGUUCAGGUGUCGGUGGAUGCUUAUGUUUCCUUCAAGCUCGGUGUUGAUGCUCGUUUAUGGCAAGUUUGAAGACAUGUAUUAAGAGGAAUACUAUGUCCUGAAUCUUUAGUCUUUAAUCUUUUGUUAGAUUGUCGAAAAGGAAAAAAAUGUUAUCACUCGUUUAAACCAUCUCCAAUGCCACUCUAUUUUUUCUUCUAUAAUUUACAUCAAAAUAGAGUAACUAUAUUGUAGUGUAACUUUUGCUCCAAUGGUGUUACUCUAUAAUAGAGUUACUCUAUUAUAGAGUUAAAUAUAGAGUAAUGUCACUUUUUCACUCCAAAUAUAGAGUAAAAUAUGACAUUCCUCUAUAUUUCACUCUAUAAUAAAGUAACUCUAUUAUAGAGUAACACCAUUGGAGCAAAAGUUACACUAUAAUAGAGUUACUCUAUUUUAGUGUAAAUUAUAGAGAAAAAAAUAGAGUGACAUUGUAGAUGCCCUAAAUUGAAUAGAUAACUAAUGUUCUUGAUCAUUCACAUAUGCAUUUGUGUGAUUUUAGUGAUUGAUACUAAACAUUUGGUGAGAAUUUUCCAGUUUUUGAAAUAUUCACCAAUACAAUUUUAAUAAUUUGUUUUCAUAAAAAACUUAUAUAACUGUUUGCAGGGUAAAAAACUCCCUUAACUUUCAAUGCAAAUGUUCUUAUGUCAAACAAGCAAAUUCAAAAUCAACCAUUUUAAUCAAUUUAAAUUCUUAUUGCCAAAAGACAAAAUUUCAGGUAACGUCUAUCGAACGUAUAUCCAAAUUGUAACAGAUCUCGUCUAGAUCAAUGCCUUCUCGUUGCGUUAUAGUUUUACGUACGUGUCAUAUAAUUUGUUUUGAGUAAGGUAUAA
Brassica napus (rape) is the source of this 2281-nucleotide messenger RNA. RefSeq lists its product as uncharacterized. NCBI's taxonomy places the organism in Eukaryota, Viridiplantae, Streptophyta, Magnoliopsida, Brassicales, Brassicaceae. The transcript has a single exon. Gene Ontology annotation, molecular function: nucleic acid binding; 3'-5' exonuclease activity. Gene Ontology annotation, cellular component: nucleus; cytoplasm. Bases 792 to 1484 code for a protein of 230 amino acids. Gene Ontology annotation, biological process: nucleobase-containing compound metabolic process. The record is from RefSeq and is a predicted model, not a curated record.